AUGCGAGGUGGUGCUGGAAGCAAACACAGCAGCUAUGACAGUGUAGCGGACGAGAAAGAGGAAUUAUACAAGAAAGCUCGUCCGCCGGCAAACAAGAAAAAGCGCAGAUGGAUCAUUGGAGGCAUUGCACUGGUUGUCAUUAUUGUGGUAAUCGUGGUUGCAGUAGUCGUGGCCAAGAAGAACUCAGCCUCUUUGGAUGGUUCGGGCUCGAACCUCGAUGAUGUGUCUGAGAACGAUAUACCAGCUGCGGCACGCGGUACCUAUCUUGAUCCAUUCACCUGGUACGAUACAACUGAUCUCAACGUGACGUACACGAACGCGACAGUUGGCGACCUUCCAGUGAUGGGACUUUUUACCAGUUGGGAUGACUCUGCGCAGGCCAACGACAAAGUGCCAGCACUCGAAAAAUCCUGGGGUAACUACUCAUCAACACCAGCUAGAGGCGUCAACCUUGGCGGUUGGUUGAGCUUAGAGCCCUUCAUCACCCCUUCGUUGUUCAACUACGACAGCAAGCUUGGCAUCAUAGAUGAAUGGACGCUGUGCAAUCAUCUGGGCGUGAAAACAGCCGCCAGUACUAUUGAAAAGCACUAUGCUACAUUUGUGACGGAACAGACCUUCAUCGAGAUUGCAGAUGCUGGACUGGAUCACGUGCGCAUUCCCUACUCAUAUUGGGCUGUCGAGACAUAUGAUGACGACCCAUACGUUUUCCGAACCUCAUGGCGGUAUCUCUUGCGUGGCAUUGAGUGGGCACGCAAGCAUGGGCUCCGUGUUAACCUGGACCUGCAUGCCUUGCCAGGCUCUCAGAAUGGGUGGAACCACAGCGGUCGGCAGGGUGUGAUCGGAUGGCUGAACGGCACGAACGGAGACACCAACCGGCAAAGAAGUCUCGACGUGCACGACCGUUUGUCCAAGUUCUUUGCUCAAGACCGGUACAAGAAUGUUGUCACAUUCUACGGCCUUGCCAAUGAACCGCGUAUGGUCAACCUUGAUGCUACUGCUGUUGUCCAGUGGACUACGGACGCGUAUAACCUUGUACGGGGCAAUGGCCUUACGACAAAUCUGGUCUUCGGUGACGGUUUUAUGGGGUUGCAGAACUGGCAGGGUAAACUGACAAACAUGGAUGGUCUUGUACUGGACGUACACCAAUACGUCAUUUUCAACAAUGACCAAAUCGUCUAUCCUCACCAAGAGAAAGUUACUUAUGCUUGCUCCGGUUGGACAGAACAGACAAAGCAGAGUCUUGACACUUCGACCGGAUACGGGCCCACCAUGUUCGCCGAGUGGUCGCAGGCUGAUACCGACUGUGGCAAAUAUGUGACCAACGUCGGCUGGGGUAACCGCUGGGAGGGUACCUACGACUCUGGCAAUGCCUCGACGGAGGCGCUGACACCCAAGUGUCCGGCAAAAAACUCAAGCUGCAGUUGCACCAUGGCGGACGCUGAUGUUGGCACAUACUCGGAUGAGUACAAGAAGUUCCUGCUCAUGUUCGCUCAAGCCCAGAUGACGAGCUUCGAGUACGGAUGGGGCUGGUGGUAUUGGACCUGGGACACGGAGUCCGCACCGCUCUGGAGCUACAAGCAGGGCCUUGCCGCGGGGAUCUUGCCUGCGAAGGCCUACGACAAGAGUUAUAGUUGUGACAGUGAUGCGCCGGACUUUGCGAGCGCGGGCUUGAGCGAGUAUUAUUGA
Messenger RNA from Truncatella angustata, 1686 nucleotides. RefSeq names its product beta-glucosidase 6. The record is from RefSeq and is a predicted model, not a curated record. NCBI's taxonomy places the organism in Eukaryota, Fungi, Ascomycota, Sordariomycetes, Amphisphaeriales, Sporocadaceae. Gene Ontology annotation, biological process: glucan catabolic process. The transcript is spliced from 2 exons. The coding region runs from base 1 to 1686 and encodes 561 amino acids. Gene Ontology annotation, cellular component: extracellular region; cell surface. Gene Ontology annotation, molecular function: beta-glucosidase activity.